Molecule: messenger RNA, 988 nt
Organism: Aureobasidium subglaciale EXF-2481
Lineage: Eukaryota; Fungi; Ascomycota; Dothideomycetes; Dothideales; Saccotheciaceae
Exons: 5
Coding region: 185-988 (267 amino acids)
Biological process (GO): barbed-end actin filament capping; actin cytoskeleton organization
Cellular component (GO): F-actin capping protein complex; actin cortical patch
Molecular function (GO): actin filament binding
Source: RefSeq, a predicted model, not a curated record
UGCCGGUGGACUCAUGAUUGCAUGCAGAAACAAAUGCUGGGUAGGUGGACAGGGUGACCAGAGUGACAGCAAGCCGUGUUUCGGUCGGCGCACCUUCCCCGCAAAGACCCCCGAGGCGCGACUUCAUCAUUGGCGGUCACCCAAGUCAAUUGCAAUUACAUAGCUACACACAGCAUAUCCAAUCAUGUCAUCAACACAGAUUGCCUCCUCCUUCGUCGAGGACGCUCCCCCAGGCGAGCUGUCCAAUGUCAUCACCGACAUCAAGGCUCUGACCCCAUCUGAGUCCAAUUUGGUCUCUCAACUCUCCCCUGCCAUCACCAAAUACCACGAGACGCAAUUCAGCACAGUCAAGCUGCCGGGCAGCAGCAGCAGCGUUCUGGUCAGCCCGUACAAUAGCUUGGGCAACAACCGCUACUAUGACAGCGCUAGCAACACAGCCUUCGACUUCGAUCCCGUCGAGCAAAAAGCCACCAACGCACAAAGUCACUCCCUCGACAGCCAGAACGCCGAUCAGAUCCAGAAGCUGUACAAAGGUCUCCGUGCCCACGCCGAUGAACACUACCCAGCUGCCACUGUCGGGGUCUUUCCCGCCGAGAGCGACAGCAAGAUUGCCCUUGUACUCGUGAGCAACAAGUACAGCCCCAACAACUUCUGGAACGGUCGCUGGCGCGCGCACUACCUCUUCUCCCCCACAAGCUCAUCUCUCUCCGGCGCCAUCAACAUUGACGUCCACUACUUCGAAGACGGCAAUGUCCGCCUGCAAACAUCCAAACCCAUCUCCAUCUCCAACGCCAGCGAUGCCGUUCGCGACAUCGCAAAGGCCGAAAAGACCUAUCAGACAGAGGUCAACCAGGCUUUCACAAAACUCAACGAGGGUGCUUUCAAGGGCCUGCGAAGACAGCUUCCCGUUACUCGCCAGAAGGUCGAGUGGGAAAAGAUCAGUGGCUACAGGCUGGGCCAAGAUAUCGGUGGUGGUCGCUCAAGAUAG